UGAUUACAUGGCUAAUGAUGUUUAUGUCAUUGUUGUCAUGUGUCAUCAAUAAUAUUUUAUUGGUGUGAAAAUAUCACAUUGAUUCCGACCACGCACAAGCAGUGCUCCCGAGCAACGUGAUACUGAAGGAGAUCGCCAAUUCUGAAAAUGAAUUUUCAUCUUCUCAAUGUUGCAAUGAGGGGGGCAUUGUAAUUUUUAUCUUCUCAUUGUGUUAUCUCCAGUGUUGUAGUUGUGAGAACCGGAGCGAUUUGGAUUCAAAGGUUAUAUUGGAAGAGCUGGGGUUCAAGCAGCCGAAGAUUAUUGUGAUUGUGACAGUCAAAGUGCCUUGCACAUUGCUAGCAAUUGAACCUUUCUCUCCCACAACAAAACACAUAGACUUCAAUACCAUUAUGUUAGAAAAGUAGUUGAAGUAGGACGUGUGCAUAUGUUGAAAAGUCACACCAAAGAUAACCUAGCUAAUGUAAUGUAAUGAUGAAACUGAUCAACUCUAAGAAGUUUAAUGGUGUAGGUAAAUCCUACGGUUUAUCAGAAACAUAAGCAGCAUGGAGAUGGAAAGGUAGAGGAAAUUUUUCCAGAUCACAAAUGUGGCUUUAAUUUGGUUGUGGAUUAAUUAAGCUAAUGAAUUAGGGUUAAUUUAAUGUUAAUCUAGUAAAUCUGAUGUGAAAAUGAAAGAAAUAAAAAAAAUCAUAGAAGCCUAAGUUGACAUGUGGAGGUGCCACAUAGAAUCGUCGAAGACAUUUGGCAACACCACUAAAGCUCAGCUCCACGAGGAUUAAAAGUAGGUUAUUUUGUAAAUAUUAGUGAUGAAGAAGAAGAAGAGGAAGAAGAAGAAAAGGAAGAGGAAGAGCAGGAGGAAGACGAAGAAGAGGAGGAAGAGGAAGAGGAGAAAGAAGAAGAGGAAGAGGAAGAAGAAGAAGAGGAGAAAGAAGAAGAGGAAGAAGGAGAAGUGGAGGAAGAAGAGGAACAGGAAGAAAAGGAAUAGGAAGAAGAAGAAAAUGUAGAAGAAGAGAAAGAAGAUAUAGAUGAUGGGGUGAAUUUUUGGGUUCACUUAUUUUAAGGGUGAUAUUAUGUUUCAUUAAUUUGUAAUUUUGUUUUAGGUCCAAUUUGGUUUGGGGUUAGAUAAGCUAAUGAAUUGGGGUAAAUUUAAUGUUAAUCUAGUAAAUCUGAUGUGGAAAUGAGAGAAAUAAAAAAAAUCAUAUAAGCUUAAGUUGACAUUUGGAGGCGCCACAUAGGAACGUCAAAGAUCACUGGCAACGCCGCCAGAGCUCAGCCUCCACGAGGAUUAAGAGUGGAUUAUUUUCGUAAUAUUAUUCACAAUAUCCGAAUGAGAAUCACAAUAUUAUGCAUAAUAUCUGAUUGAAGUUUUUCUCUUUCGAACUUUUAUUUCGCUCUCUCUCCACAUUGAGUCCACUUCAGGGUUUCUUUUGGAAAAGAUUCGUUUGUUACAAUCUCAAUCUACUGGAAUGGAUUUCCGUAAGCGAGGAAGGUCCGAAGUUGCUGUGAAUGGUGCCAUUAAGAAGACCAAGCAAGAAAUGGAGUCCUUAUCAACUGGUGUAGGAAGCAAAUUGGAGCCAUGUACCAAGUUUUUCAGCACUGCAGGUUGCCCAUUCGGUGAAGCAUGCCAUUUUAGGCAUCAUGUUCCUGGCGGCUAUAAGGUUGUUGAACAGAUGUUAAAUAAAAAUUCUAUUGUAGCAACAUCCCAAUCGUCUAGAAAUGUUGUUGCACCACCAGUACUCAAUGGGUCUACAGUAGGCACUGGUGGUGGUAUGGGUGGUAGACUUAUUGCUCCUCCUGGUCUUGCUUCUAGCUUUGGUGCCAGUUCGAAGGCCAAGAUUAGUGUAAAAGCUUCCUUGGCCGGAGCUAUCAUUGGGAAAGGAGGUGAGAACUCGAAGCAGAUAUGCUACCAAACUGGAGCCAAACUUUCAAUUCGAGAGCAUGAAUCUGAUCCAAAUCUUAGAAAUAUUGAACUCGUGGGAAGCUUUGAACAAAUCGAGAAUGCAAGUAACAUGGUAAGAGAGUUGAUUUUGACUGGGUCAAUGCUUGCCCCACCUAAAUCAGCUCCAGCUGUUCGUGGUGCUCCACCUAAAUCAGCCCCAGCUGUUCGUGGUGCUCCGACGCCACUUAGAAGUAACUUCAAGACCAAGUUGUGUCAGAAUUUUGCAAAAGGAUCUUGUGCGUAUGGCGAAAGAUGUCACUUCGCACAUGGAGCAGCUAACCUGCGUAAGCUAAGACUCUGAGCUUCACCUCGGUCAAGUGCAAUUUGUUUGUCCAUCAUUUUUGCUUGGGCUAUUAUUUUUAUUAAUGGCUUCGGAUUCCAUAGCUUUCUCGUCCUGAGUUUAUUUUCAAAGCUACUUCUUGAGGUUGCACAAAAGUUUCUACUUUUAUUUUCCUCCUCAAUUUCUCAUUAUUAGCUUCGCUUCACAGAAUAUUGAUUUAUUAAUGGGUUCUUCAAUGGUGAACCAUUUGAGGAAUGGCGCACCAAUGCACCAGAGAUUUUAUCUACUACAGCAGGUUUUAAAUAUUUAUUUUUAGACCAAAAUACUUUUCAAUAAGUGGGUCCUUGUUUAUGAAUUUUUUGUUGCAAACUGCAAUUAGAUACUAUACGACUGAAAAUCUAUGCUAUAAUUUCAACAUU
Messenger RNA from Lotus japonicus, 2635 nucleotides. Its product is annotated as zinc finger CCCH domain-containing protein 52. Gene Ontology annotation, molecular function: metal ion binding; mRNA binding. NCBI's taxonomy places the organism in Eukaryota, Viridiplantae, Streptophyta, Magnoliopsida, Fabales, Fabaceae. Bases 1464 to 2237 code for a protein of 257 amino acids. The record is from RefSeq and is a predicted model, not a curated record. The transcript is spliced from 4 exons.